AUGGUCCGUUUACGAUGCCGUAUGAAGCAAAUUUACGGUGAAAAUACGGAUAGUCGUUUUGACCGACCUGGAUUAAAAGAUAUCAUCGAAAUUAAAUAUGAACUUGAGUUUAUGAAUUACUUAUACGAAAAUGGACUACAAGUACCAAAAAUAAUAAAACCACGUAAUAAUGAAGAAUAUUUAUUUACUAUAGAUGAUAAUUAUUGUGUUUUAAUGGAGUAUUGUCACGGUAUUAAACAUGUAAAUACGGCAAACACACCUGAUCGUGAACUAUGGCAGGUGACAAGCAUAGGACAAUUUUUAGGUAAAAUGCAUCAUGCCUCAUUGAAUUACGAUAAUUGUAAUGAAAAAAAUGCUUCUUGCCGACUCCCAAUUAAUUUUGUUGAAGUUAAACAUGAUUUAUUAUUCAAUUGUAAAGAAUUCAAACGACAACAACCACAAAUUUACGAUCGAAUUACUAUAUUACUUGAUAAACAUACUCAAAUGAUACCAGAUAAUGCUGAUAUAAAUGAUCAAGUAUUAAUGAAGAAUUUUGAAAAAUAUUUACCAAGAGGUUGUAUACACUCGGAUAUGCAUGAUGAUAAUAUACUAUUCGAUGAUGAAUCUAAAACAUUAACAGCCGUAUUAGAUUUCGAUGAUAUGUAUUAUGGUUCAUUUAUUAUUGAUCUUUCAUCAGCAAUGUGUUUUUGGUGUUUUACUGGUGACAAUUUUAACGAAGAAUAUCUAAAAAUAUUAUUGAUGGAAUACGAGAAUGGACGAAAAAUGAAACUAACGGAUAAAGAGUGGGAUCUUUUAUUACCUUAUUGUUAUCUGAUAACAUUUA
Molecule: messenger RNA, 823 nt
Organism: Didymodactylos carnosus
Lineage: Eukaryota; Metazoa; Rotifera; Eurotatoria; Philodinida; Philodinidae
Source: the annotation of a GenBank genome assembly